This is a messenger RNA of Sphaerodactylus townsendi, 2998 nucleotides long. Its product is annotated as keratin, type I cytoskeletal 10-like. Gene Ontology annotation, molecular function: structural molecule activity. Bases 66 to 1553 code for a protein of 495 amino acids. The record is from RefSeq and is a predicted model, not a curated record. The transcript is spliced from 8 exons. Lineage: Eukaryota; Metazoa; Chordata; Lepidosauria; Squamata; Sphaerodactylidae.
UUGGCCAUGCACCUAGGCAGGUUUGCUCUCCUCGAAGCUGCGGGGGAUCUAUAAAGUCCUCUGGGAUGUAUGGUCCAGGUGGAGGGUCCAUUGUGGGAACUUUGAGUUAUGGGGGACCAUAUGGUCUGGGUGGAGGGUCUGCUGCAGGAAACUUUGCAAGUGGUGGAUUGUGUAGCUUUUCCAGUGGUGGAGGGCCCGGUGUGGGAAUAUUCUGUACUGGGGUAGCUUGUGGGGCCAAAUCAAGCUGGGGUGUCAUUGGAGGAGGCACUGCUGGUUGCUUUCACAUCCACAGUCCUGGCACUGCUGUAUGCAAUAGCGGACUCCUGUCUGGUGGUGGAAAAGAAACGAUGCAGAAUCUUAAUGACCGCCUGGCCUCCUACCUGGCUAAAGUACGUGCUCUGGAAGAGGCAAACAGUGAUCUUGAACAAAAAAUCAGAAACUGGUAUGAAAAAUUUGGACCACACAAUGAUGGAGGACCACGUGAUUACAGCAAAUAUUAUACAACAAUUGAUGAGUUUCGAAAUAAGAUCCUUUCAGUAAGUGUUACCAAUGCUGGCAUUAUUCUACAGAUAGACAAUGCCAGGCUGGCAGCAGACGACUUCAGAAUGAAAUACGACAAUGAGACAUUCCUCCGUCAGAGUGCUGAAGCAGACACCAAUGGGCUGCGCAGAGUUCUCAAUGAGCUGAUUCUGUCCAAAAGUGAUCAGGAAAUGCAGAUUGAAAGUUUUACUGAAGAGCUGGUCUUCCUCAAGAAGAACCAUGAAGAGGAAAUAAAAGGUUUGCAAGGCACAGCGUCUGGCAAUGUCAAUGUUGAAAUUAACACCAUUCCAGGAACCAACCUAACCACACUAUUGAACAAGAUGCGAGCAGAGUACGAGUCGCUGGCAGAGCAAAAUCGUAAAGACGCCGAAAGCUGGUUCAAUGAAAAGAACAAAGAAUUAAACAUGAAGAUCAAUGUGAGUGCUAAGGAGACCAGCAGCAACAAGACUGAGAUCACAGACCUGAGACACACCCUUCAAGCUCUGGAGAUUGACCUGAAAUCUCAACUUGCUUUGAGGCAAUCACUUGAAGACACUUUGGCAGAAUCCGAAGGUUGCUACUGUGUCCAGCUCCUUCAAAUGCAAGGGCUGAUCAGCAACAUGGAGGCCCAAGUGUACCAAAUGAGAGAAGACAUGGAGUGCCAGAAUGCAGAUUACAGACAACUUCUGGACAUUAAGAUCCGCCUGGAGAAUGAAAUCGAUACCUAUCGGCGUUUGAUCAAUGGAGAAGCAAGUGAAUCUGGAUAUGGUGGUAGCAGAGAUGCAGGGACAAGAAAUCUGGGAUCUGGAACAAGCUCAGGAUUAAGAACUUCAAUAUCCGGUACUAGAGGCACCCCUGGGUCUGACGCAGAAUCAAGCUCUAGAAAAAGUGUAGCUACACAUUCUGAUACAAAGCCCAGAAACAAAGAUCCAAAGAAAAUGAUAGUGAUUAAAACAAUCAUCGAGGAAUUAGAUGAGCACGGGGGAGUUACAUCUUCCAAGAUUCAGUCUGUUGAAGAAAAUCCAGUUAUAUGAACAUCGACAUCAGGAGUAUCAACAUUACCCUAGAGCAUUUUUAGGAUGACAUUGCAAAGGAAACACAUAUUUGAACUGCAGCAUCAGAAUACCAAUAGUUACUUGUGUUAAUAAGAAGCCUCAUGUAUAUUCUUGUAUCUUUCCUUAGUAUUUUCUCUUGCACAUUGAAGGUAGGUUCCUGCAUGAAUAUUUGGUGAAUUAACAUCUCCUGUAAAGUUAUUUUCCACUAUUUGUCUAUGUGGAGUGGUCAAAACAAUGGGAUCUGUCACCCCACCAGUCAAGCUGUCUUUCGAGUUCUUUAGUCCUCUUAGAGACUGUAGUAGAGGGUGCUGAUAUGAUCUCUACAACACUGAGGCACAGGGCAAUGCCACUGAAGCGGCUAUAGAAUUUGGGAUUGGGAACUUGACUGAGCCUGUCUCCAGUCCUCGUAUUGACCCGAAGACCCUACUAUGCCAUCCUCUGGCCUUUUCCACACAUACCACUGAAAACAUUUGGAAAACAUUUUCCUCCUCCUCCACCACCACCACCACCACCACCACCACCACCACCCCUCCCCCAUCUUUAGCAUGAUGUAUUUCCACAUUCAUCCCCUUGAAGUGAUUCCUGGAUGCCAUUACAAGAUUUUUCCAUUGAUUUGUUUUAGUUCUGUGUUGUAUUAAUGCUUCAAUGUCUCAAAGCUUCUUGCUACAAUUAUCUAUUCCUCAUAUACUAGAAGCAUCGAAAAUUAGCCCCCCCCCCCAAAAAAAAAAUAAAAAGAAAUCUUGCAAAUAAACAGGCAAGGUUGAACUGUGAGCUCAGAAAAUGGCACCGAGGAGGAAGUUCAGGAAAACAGAGAAGCGAGGGAAACAUAGCAAGUAGGUCGCACCACAACCAAAGAUGUUUUCAGCCACAGAAUUGCUUUAAAAGGGGAUUCAUUUAAAAUGUUUUGAGGCUGGAAAUAAAAUGUUUUGGGGUAAAAACAAUGCAGAACUGCAUGGAGGAAACAUUUGAUUUCCUUCCCCAAAAUGUUUUAAAAGGUUUGUGCGGAAAGCAUCACUGAAGCCAGUGACAAGAUACUCACAGAAGCACAAGUCCCAUUCUCACUACAACAACUGCAGUAUCCCUCUUCAAUGCACAGAGUCUCUUCCAUCUGCCUCUCCCAUUCUGCUGCUCUACAUUAGCUCCUAGUUCUGUUAGAUAGGCUCUAGGACUCAAUUCUAAAACAAAGAUGGUCUAGCACUUGGCAGAUGAAAUUACUAUUCAACUUAGUUCUUUUUGUUGGAAAGGGUAUAGUCUUCCCAAAUGUAGCCUACCCCUUACUAAUUUCCUUCUCAACAACUUCUCUGGAGGAUUUCAAUUGUGGGUCAUCUGCAUAACCAUACUGAAGCUGUUUGUUACCAUUAUGUAUCAAAGUUAGGGGGUGGGGGGAGAAUGUUAUUAAAAGUCCCAAUCUAUCAUGAAAGCAU